UUCGAACGCGUGCAUCUGUCCCUCACUUUACGACGCCGUUUCCUAGAUCUACUCCCCCCUUAUCACUAUCACCCCUGUCCGAGUUCGUUUUUCUUGCAUCGAAAAUUCGAAACUUUGUCUGAGAGUCGGGCCCCAAAGUCUCGCGUCUCUGCCGCGGCAUCGUUUCGGUCUCUUCCCGUACAGACACCAGACAUGGCCUUCAUUUCGUUCGUUGGAAGGCUUCUCUUCGUCUCUGUCUUCCUUCUCUCUGCUUGGCAAGAGUUCAGUGAAUUUGGUGUGGAUGGGGGACCCGCAGCCAAGUCUCUGAGACCCAAGUUCGAUAUUUUCUGGAAUCAUCUAUCAACUCACACUGGUCUGAAAGAGCCCAAACAAUUUGAAAUCCAACAUUUACUGGCGGCCACAAUAGCCUUGAAGGGCAUUGGGGGUCUUCUCUUCAUCCUUGGUUCUUCUCUUGGAGCCUAUCUGCUGCUUCUGCAUCAGGCCAUCGCCACUCCUAUCUUGUACGACUUCUACAACUAUGAUCCUGAGAAGACCGAAUUCAAUCAACUUUUCCUCAAGUUUACCCAGAAUUUGGCAUUCUUUGGGGCUCUGCUGUUUUUCAUAAGCAUGAAGGCGUCGAUACCAAAGAGGCAACUCAGAAAAAGAGCUCCCAAAGCAAAAACUACAUGAGGAUUGAGGAGGAACCUUAGAUGAUGUGAGGGUUUAGUUUCUGACUUCACCUGACUGUUCCCCAAGGAACUAGUUUUGUAUGCAUGCAUCUGUCUGUACUUGAGUCUCUCUUUUCGAAAAUUUAGGGAAACAUUUUAGUGGAAAGAAGGGAUUUUUGUUUAUGUUAAGCGGUGGUGUUCUAUUUUAGCUGAGCCGGUUUGUCAACGUUAAGAAAUAUUACAUUAUUAUUGGUAUUUAUUUCUGCUGGUGAUAUCACUUGUUAAUGUACGGUGCAACUUUUCUUAUGCUUGGAUUUGAGAACUUCAAUUAGUUA
Molecule: messenger RNA, 982 nt
Organism: Prunus persica (peach)
Lineage: Eukaryota; Viridiplantae; Streptophyta; Magnoliopsida; Rosales; Rosaceae
Exons: 5
Coding region: 193-669 (158 amino acids)
Source: RefSeq, a predicted model, not a curated record